Messenger RNA from Pectinophora gossypiella (pink bollworm), 2573 nucleotides. RefSeq lists its product as uncharacterized. The transcript is spliced from 7 exons. Bases 97 to 2451 code for a protein of 784 amino acids. Lineage: Eukaryota; Metazoa; Arthropoda; Insecta; Lepidoptera; Gelechiidae. The record is from RefSeq and is a predicted model, not a curated record.
CGCGGCGCUGAACGCACGCGGAUUGCAUAUAUUUAUUUUAAUUUUAUUGUCAUAAAUUAUUUUAUUUUUAUUUUUCAUCGAUAAUUCGCUGCAAGAAUGGGACAACACUAUUUAUUUGGAUUUAUGAUCGUAAUUACAUGCUUCUUCUUGGAGGCAGCUUCGAGACCGUCAAAUAAUGAGUCAUCGACCUCCUUCAAAGUUGAAGUACCCGUUGAAGAUUUAGUCGAAGAAGAUCAGAGUGAAGAGACAUCUCUCCCAAGUGAAGAGUACGUUGCACCGCAGAAUGAGAACACAAAAGAAAUCUUAGAGAAAAUCAAAGCUAUAAACGAAAGACUGAAGAAACCACAUCAUCGACAGCAAACCAAUUACAAUGCACCUCCUUAUGCUAAUGGUGGAUAUGUUCUAGAUAAAGCUAUUUUAGAGAAAAUCCAGCAAAUGAUAGCUUCAGGCAAGCUUCACGGAGUUCCCAGUACACAGAAAGACCAAGAAAGCAACACAUUAACGAGUGAAAAAGAAGAUAACGAAUCAAGAGAAGGAAACUCCAGAGCUUUGAGAUAUGUUCAACAAGCGCUCACAAGUAACUCCUUGUCAGGACAACCGACAAUAGUGCCCCUUCCUUACGUGACAAGUAUUCCUGUUGUAGUUAUGCCAAAUGUUAAUGGUCUCACUGGAUACAGUACAACAAAUGUUAAUGGACUUACUGGAUAUCCUGCAUCAAAUGAUUUAAGCUUACAAACAGCAGGAGAAUAUUUGACACGACAGGGACCAUCCCUUCCAUUCAAUAUUCAAUGGCCUCUGGCACCUUUCUUCCCAGUUUUACUAAAAGAUCCUCUUUUACAUUACCUUCAAGGUGGCACCUGGCAAAACUUAAUAGAAUACGGACAGAGUGCUGACGUUUGUAACAGAAAACAAAAAUCUACUGACGUCGAACCUUCUAUCAAUGAAGAAGUUGAGCAGGAAAAUGAUGAAGAAAAUCAAACGGAGGACAGCAUUUAUCUUAACCCAGUCAACAUUUUUAAAUCAAGACAAGGAAGGGCAAGGAAAUUAAAGAAAAGAACUAUCCCAAAGUCAACACCAUUGCAAUUGACCGACGUGAAGGGUCUUCCUAAUAUUUUUGCACCAAAACCAGUCACCACUAAGCCUGUGGCUACAAAACCAGUUAAAAAAGUCGAGUCACUUCAGAGUACAAAGCACGCCGCUGAUGAAGGCGACUUGCGAUUUCCAUUUAGUGACUUUACAUGGUUUGGGAACAGAAAACCUGUAGCGCCGAGUCCUGGAUUCUUCAUAAACAGAUUGAAAGUUCGAAGGGGUGGUGUGGCUAUUGCUGGCCCUGGAGGUGUGGCUACGGCUGGGAGAGGAGGCACAGCGAUCGUGGGUCCCGGAGGCUUAGCUUACACACAACCUGGAGGUCUUGCAGUCGCCGGUCCGGCUGCCAGGAUAGUAGCUCUAUCACCAGACACUGACUUGAACUCUGUCGUCACCCGCCUGCAUGAGCAAUCAGCAAGCGGUUGGGGAAGAUGGCGAGACUGGAGACGGUUUGGAAGACAGAGCUGGUUCGACAAAGAUGAAUACUAUUACGACGGCUACCAACUAGUCAGAGAGCCAGUCGAGGAGAAGCCUACGUUCACGCUGUUCAUAAAACCUGAAGCGCAUGCGACUAAUGCUAAAGGAGUGGCGAUAGCUAAUCCAGUAUCUUACGUGGUACUCACUCAAGGAAGACCAGGCUCUAUAGUCCAUGCACCAGUGGCUUCUGCAGUUGUCGGACCAGGAGGCAUUGCCCAUGCUCAAUCAGAUCUGGGGUCCUUACGAGUACAGUACCUACCCUUCUACGGCGGAGCGAAAGGCCAAUACUUAGAAGUGAAACAGGAUACAGCAGGCACAGUCGUUAGCGAGAAAAUCGUUUCGGAAGAAAACAUUAGCAGUGAAAACAUUGUCAAAAACACUGAAGAAAACCUCCUGGCCAAAGUACUAGGAGCUAACUUGCAGAAUUUAAAGACCUUAUCUUCUAGUGUCUUGAAACUGCAUAACCUAGGUCGGAAGACAGGAAGCCUAGGUAACAAUGAGAAGGCUAGAUUCAAAAGUGAACUCUCUUCGCUAGGAGAAACUGCUUCGAACACUAUCAAGUUGAUUGAAGAAAUAGGAGACAAUGUGGAUAUACUCUUCAAGAGUAAUGCUUCGAAACGACAAUAUCAGGAGGAGGAUGUUGGUGAAGAAGGCGUUGGAAUUGAUAAUGCUGAAGAAGAACCAUCGUUUCCUCUUGAAGGUGCCAUCAUCGCUGAAGCCAAACCUGUUGGUCUCGCAGUAGUAGGAGAGCAGGGUCUAGCAGCCUCAAGACCUCAUGCUACCGCAGUAGCUUCAUCGGGCAUUGCGAUAGCUCGCCCCGUGGGCACUGCCAUCGCUGGGAUCGAUCCCACGCUUCUUGGCAUCGACUUCAACGUUAAUAAGUCCUAAACUGUGAAAUAUGUCAGCAUCGUCAUUUUAUAUCGUAGUAAUUUAAUUGUCAGCUAUUAGUUACUUUCCUUUAUUGUGGUUUGGAGUCUGAUCUUCGGUUUAUUUAAUAGUAUAUUGCACAC